AUGGCGUCGCCCGCUGUUACCAGUCCUCGCGAUGAUGUCCUAUCGAAUGAAGACUUGCUGGGUAUCAUCUUCGACUAUGUCCUGAGCGGUAAUAUCGGCACAUCGCCUACCAACAAUAGCACCGGCAACAACAACUCUUAUUCCCCACGAAAGCAGCUCCUGCGUCUUGCGCAAACUCAGAAAGCCUUUCUCCAACCGGCAUUGGAUGCCCUUUGGAGUGCUUUGGACGGGAUAUUCCCCCUUCUGAAACUUUUGCCUGCUUUGGUCGCUGUGAAUGGUGUAUAUGUUAUAAACGGUUCCAUCCAAGAUUCACACUGGGAGAAGGUCCAGUCGUACGCAAGACGAGUGAAGACAAUCACCUUUGCUGCACAGGGAGAGAACGUCUCCCCCUUUGUCUAUCAGGCACUUUCCAUGUACCAAGGGAGAAAGAAGGCCUUACAACUUUUCCCAAGUCUCCAUUCGGUCACCGUAGUUUGCGACUCGACAUGCGAUUACUCCUCAAUCUUCCUCGCCAUCCGACCCACUCUAGAAAAAGUAGAAAUCCGCGGAGUAGGGUCGAGCAGUCCUAGGGACGUACAGUGCAUUCAACAACUCUUGCUGGCACUAUCACUCCAAGCCACGGGGCUGAAGCAUCUCGCGUUGAAAGGGGAGGGAACUGAGGCGUUGGCUCCGACGCUUUUUCACGUCCAUACAUUCAAGGCGCUCUCGAGCCUAACCAUCGACCUCUCAUCCCUCGCAAUUCCGCUCGCAGUUCUUAAUGGACUGAGGGCGCUUCGAGAUCUGAAGUCGCUGACGCUUUUUGCGGGGACAACAUCGGCCACCUCGUCGCCACUUCCUCUUAGACAAGUCACGCGCGGCUCUCCACCUCUACCGGAUUCCCUUGCCUUCCCUACAUUGAUGGAAUUGAAUCUUCAUGGAUCAGCAUCAGGGUUCCUGAGGGCCCUCAGCGUGGUCAAUCUGGGUGACGUGCAGAAGAUCGAAUUACGAAUCGCCGAAGAAUCUGACUCCCACCAAUGGAGGGACUGCUUCCACCUCAUCGCGGCAGGAUGUCGACAGUUACGAUCCAUCAAGGUCACUCCAUCUCCCUGUUUCCGCGGAUCGUGUCAUUUUUCCCUCCCAAUCAUCGAACCACUUCUUGACAUUUUAUCCCUCACCCACCUCAACCUCAACGUAACUUCGCUCUCGUUCAGCAAUGGCCUUAUCAGCACCAUCGCCAGUUCAUUCCCCAACCUCAAAGUGCUCAGUCUCCCGUCCACUCCAGCAUCUGAAUACCCCGAUCUUGGAUGCUUGAAGUUUCUGGGAGCAUGCAAGAGGCUCCAAUGGGCGCGAUUAUGCCUUCGGCUCAACCCAGACGUGAGCAGUCAUGGCAUGGUUCCGAAUCAAUCCCUCACGACACUCUACAUUGGUGACGCCGUUACUCAGAGCUUGGGGAUUCAGGACUGUUUAUCAAUCGCCGAAUUCCUAGACCUCAUGUUCCCGUCCCUGGUUACUCUAGAGAGGGUACCGGUGAUGUCCUCCCGACGGGGAAAUCACGGACACGAACAAACCUUCGAGGACAUUAAGGCAUCUUUGAACGUCCUCCGGGCCACGAGAGAGAGGGUGCACGCGUCGUUUUUGAAGCAGAAAGAAAUGGAAGCUGCGGAUUGCUCUUCACGUAACCAAGAUUCUAUCUAAAUUUCUUCGUUUAUUUACACAAAACUCUUUUUUGAGUUACGCUGUACUUACUACUAGUUACUACUAACCACUGUCUGAUAUCAAAGUCCCAUUCUCCGGUCAA
This is a messenger RNA of Coprinopsis cinerea okayama7#130, 1777 nucleotides long. RefSeq lists its product as hypothetical. Lineage: Eukaryota; Fungi; Basidiomycota; Agaricomycetes; Agaricales; Psathyrellaceae. The transcript is spliced from 2 exons. The record is from RefSeq and is a predicted model, not a curated record. The coding region runs from base 1 to 1674 and encodes 557 amino acids.